AUGCCACACAAAGAAGGCACCAAAAGAAAGAGAAACAACAAGAAACCGCAUCAACACAACAACAAACGCAAAAAAAAGCAACAUUCCCAAAACAGUACGGCUACUUCCAGCAGUGUUUCACAACAAGGAUCAAAUUCUUCUACUUCAUCCACCCAACAAAUACAUUCCAAUCAUUUGAAAAAUCAUCAAUCCAACAGCAACACCCUUCAAGCAGCAAGAAUAAGAGUGGUAGUACUUCCUCUUCAUCAAGAAACAAAAAGGAAGAAGAAAAAGACCUCUCUCCAUCAGCAACUAACACCAUUGCAAAAAGAAUCUGUGCACUCGGAUCAAGACAUUUCUUCUUCCGAGACUUCAACCCAUAGAAGCGUCAUUGUAAAUAGUUCCACUCCCACAAUUACACCCGUGAACGAGAACCAAAAUAUUGCUUCCUUUACUUCCGUGGUUUCCUCUUCAUUGUCAUCACCAGCCUCUUCUUCGUCGUCAUCGAACAGACCUUCACAUUGGCAAGUCGUGCGCUCGCUCAAAGGCUUCAAACCAAAAUCAAAAAACAAAAAAAAUUCUAAAAAUACUACUCCACUGUUCAACAACACAACCUCAAGCAGCACAAAUUCGAAUUCGGAACAAAGCAGCGAUCAAGAAGAAUACUUUGAAACAGAUAGCGAAAGCAUCAUGUCAGAAAACUCAUCCACCCAAACUAACACAUUCCAAUCAACAUUGGAGAACAUCAUUCAAAAUUAUGGACAUCAAAUCGCGAGAGGAACUGCUGUUCCUACAGAACAAUUGGAAGAAAUAAUUCAGGGGCUGAAGGAUUACAGCGACCCAACAAGACAAUUUGAUUCUGUAUCAGAGCUUUGUAACAUUAUUGCCAUAUCCAAUGAACAAACUCUAUCUAGAAUGGGCAUUGAUCGUUUUAUUCCCGAGUUGUUAAAUAUAUUGUCCAACAAUGAGAGUUAUGAUCUCAUGGUGUUAUCAGCAAGGACUCUUCUCAACACCAUGGAUAUUUACCCUGCUUCAUGCUCCAUUGUAGCAUCCAAUGGUGGUGUCAAUGUUAUUUCGCAAAAAAUUCUUUCCAUUGAAUACAUAGAUUUAGCAGAACUGUCUAUUCAGAUGGUAGAGCAUUUAGCUCACCAAUAUGGGUCCACAUUGCUUCAAGAAGGCGUAUUGAUGGCUUCACUUACUUACAUUGACUUUUUCGGUAUGGAUAUGCAAAAGAAGAUAUUGAGAAUUGCAUCAUCAUUAUGUAAAUCAAUUUCCAAGUCUCAAUACGAGCUAGCAUGUGACGUACUUCCAACUAUUUCAAGAUUUUUAUCAAACUCUGAACAUUCCAUGACCGACAGUGCUAUAUUUUGUCUAACAAGAAUUGUUUAUCCAUUUUUAAAGGAUGACGAAAAGCUCUUAAAUAUUUGCAACUCAUCUGAACUUUUGAGCCAUGCCACUGAGAUUUUAUCUAAUGACAAAGCUUCCAAGAACACCAUCAGCUUAAUGUUGAAGCUGCUCAAAUCAGUAUCUGUGUGCUCACAAUUAGUGAAAGAUAUCUAUGAAAGAGGUUUUAUGCAUUUACUUACAGGUCUACUCUCUCCAGAAAGAGGGUUACAUGAAUGUUUAAUUGACACUUUGUACUUUAUUCUUGCCUUGCUUCCCAAAUUGCCAAGAAAAGAUGAGCUCGCAUGCCAAAUGUCUCAUUCUCAAAGAAAGAAAUUACUUGUUAGGAUGACAGAAGUGAAACCUCCCAAUCAAUCAACAAUAGAAGAACCUAAUACGCCCCAGGAUAAACUCGAAGCGCUGUUCACAGAACAACCAACACUAUUACAAACAGCAUCAGAGGUAUUACUGGAGCCUCUUAUCCACAUCUUCUCAUCCAAUCAAAACGAUCAUGUUAGCAAUAUUCUUUUGCAAAUUAUUGGUACCAUCAUUUAUUUCUCUCCCUCUCAAAUGUUGGUUGAAACCUUGAAAGACAUUCCAUUUUCAACGUUCCUUGCGUCUCUACUUUCUAGCGAUGAUAUUUCACGAGUGAGCACUGCUUUGCAAAUAUCAGAGAUUUUGUCAUGCAAACUCCCUUCCAUUUUCGACAUGUAUUUCUUGCGAGAGGGAGUUAUUCAUAGAAUUAAAGCCAUUGGAGGAAGAGAGCCAAAUUCGUCAGAGGAGUUUUUACUUGAUCAAAUGCGAAAAAAGACAGAAGAGACAUAUCAAAAAGCAGAGCAAGAAAGAAAGGAAAAAGAAGAAAGGCUGAAAAAAGAAGCUAUUGAAAAGAACGAAAAGAUCAAAAACAAGUCAAAUAACUCUCAAAGUAGCGAAUCGGAAACAGAAGAACAAUACCAAGAUCCAGAAAAAAUUUCAGUGUCAUGGGUCGAACCUCAUGUUGACAUUCCCAAGCUUCCUAAGCUUAGCCGGCUUUACUGUGAGAAGCACAAAAAAUCAUCAUUUAAAAGCAGUGAAUUGGUGGGUUAUGCUGUCGCUAAAGCUCAGUUGAUUUUCGACAAAUAUUAUGAACGGACAAAAGAUGUAGAAAUGGAAAGCAAAAAUUUUGUGAAGCUCAAAGCAAUUGCCAGCUCUUUGGAAAAGACAAUUUUGGCCAAAGAUAUAAAUGUAGAACUUGAAGAAUCACUUCUUCUCCAAAUUAGAGAACUCAUAAUUUCCGAGGAUGGUAUAUCUAAUUUUGAGUUUUUAAAUAGUGGGGUGGCUCAUGCGAUUUAUGAGUAUUUAUCAAGAAAAGACGGUAAUAGAUCCGUGAAAGAACGACUUUUUUUGUUUGCUAGAAUACUUGACGAGGAUUUACCAAAAACUGCUGCUUCGUUAACAAGAACUCGAUCUAAGAGCUUUGGUAAUGCCAACGACAUGCUAACAGCUGUUUCUAACACUGAUAACAAGAGUAUUACUGCCAACCCUACAUAUCUAACGGAACUUGUGAAAAAGCUAUUUGAUGCCUUCAAUUCUGUGGAAAAUUUCAAUAUUAAUGUAUCUGAAACGAGCUCUAUUGCUUCUAAUGUCAAUGCUGUUAUCAACAAGUUAUCAAAGCAGUUUAAAUUGUCAUUAACGGACGAACAAAGCAAGAAAGUGAUUACUCUUCAAGUUCAUCCUCUAGCUAGAGUUAGAGAGGUUGGUACUUUUUUAAUUUCUAAAGCAGGAGAAACACCAAAAGAGGAGCCUGAAGUACUGAACUCUGAAAGUACUGACACCAGUUAUUUCCAUUUGACCGAACGUGAUGACGACGAGUUUAUUGGAACUGUUAGCACCAUUGAUAUUGAAACACCAGCGUCAGAAGCAGAUACAUCAUUUUUAUCUGCUGACACGAUGGUAGAUGAAGAGAAAUCUGUUAAAUACGUCCAAUUAUAUUUGAAUGGAAAGUUGGUGGAUGAAAACAGUACUUUGUUUUCAAUAUUUUUCAAAAACAGUUCAUCUUCAUCACACCCUUCAAACCUCAACCUUGCAGACACAACUCAAAAUUUGACUUUUAAAAUUGUAGACACUAAGGAGGUGCAUGAUAGCGAUGUAAUCAUGGAUACCAAUACCACUUUGAAAACGUCCAAAGCGGAAUCUCUAGUGAACAGCAUUAUACAACACUGUAACGACAAUCAAAAGAUACAAGAAGAGAAUAUCGAAAAGGAUGCAAUUGAGUUGCUUGAUCUGUUGAAAAUUUUGAAUUGUUUGAGCAAAAUUGCUCCCAUUCUUCCUCAUAAUGAGAAGAACAUGAAGCGUGUACUUGUUCCUUCUAGCAUGUUUUUAAACCCUAAACUGGCAUCAAAAAUUGUACGAUAUAUCCAAGACCCGUACUACUUGUUUGGAGACUGUUUCCCUUCAUGGCUGUACAUGCUCAUGGAAAGAUAUAAUUUUAUGUUCACAUUUGAUGUCAGACAAUUAUACUUUGACUUAACUUCUAAAGGAAUUGCAAGAGCUAUCCAAACCAUUCAAAACCGAUUUUCCAAGUCCAGAGAUCGAAAAACUAGAUUGAUUCAAAUUGGAAAACAAAAAGUUAGACUUUCUAGAUCCCCAAAUAUACUCGAAAGCGCGUACAAGGCCUUUACAUCGGUUGAAACAAACAGAAUAGUUGAGUUUGAAUUCAAAGACGAAGUAGGUACAGGAACUGGUCCAACAACAGAACUCUAUUCAUUAGUAUCUCGAGAUUUACAACAACAAGGUCUCUCAAUAUUUAAGGAUGACUUUGUUGGAGAACAUGAGGAAAAAGAAAAAUUCAGCAGAUUGGUGGAAACCAAAACUGGGCUCUAUCCAAAUUUAAGAAGCUCAACAAUGGUAAAAUUGAUGAUAGAGAUGCGAAUCUAUUUUACUUUUUGGGUGUGUUCCUAG
This is a messenger RNA of Naegleria lovaniensis, 4302 nucleotides long. RefSeq lists its product as uncharacterized. Bases 1 to 4302 code for a protein of 1433 amino acids. Gene Ontology annotation, molecular function: ubiquitin protein ligase activity. Gene Ontology annotation, biological process: proteasome-mediated ubiquitin-dependent protein catabolic process; protein polyubiquitination. The record is from RefSeq and is a predicted model, not a curated record. NCBI's taxonomy places the organism in Eukaryota, Heterolobosea, Eutetramitea, Acrasida, Naegleriidae. The transcript is spliced from 3 exons.